Molecule: messenger RNA, 747 nt
Organism: Aquila chrysaetos chrysaetos
Lineage: Eukaryota; Metazoa; Chordata; Aves; Accipitriformes; Accipitridae
Product: claw keratin-like
Exons: 1
Coding region: 1-426 (141 amino acids)
Cellular component (GO): intermediate filament
Molecular function (GO): structural constituent of cytoskeleton
Source: RefSeq, a predicted model, not a curated record
AUGUCCUGCUCCAGCCUGUGCGCCCCUUCCUGCGGGGUGGCCGCCCCGGCCCCGCUGGCUGACACCUGCAACGAGCCCUGCGUGCGGCAGUGCCCCGACUCCACGGUGGUGAUCCAGCCCCCGCCCUCGGUGAUCACCUUCCCCGGGCCCAUCCUCAGCUCCUUCCCGCAGUACAGCGUUGUUGGCUCGGCGGGAGCCCCCGGAGUUGGAGGGGGCUUUGGUGGCACUUUUGGAGGCCGCGGCGGUUUUGGAGGCCUUGGGGGCUAUGGAGGCUCUUGGGGCUCUUGGGGCUAUGGAGGCCUUGGGGGCUAUGGAGGCUACGGGGGCUACGGAGGCUAUGGGGGCUACGGAGGCUACGGGGGUUGCGGAUAUGGCGGCUGGGGCCGCGGCCACAGGUACCUCAACGGCAACUGUGGGCCCUGCUAAGCCCCACACUGGGUCCGGCCACAGAUGAAGGAGAGCUCCAGAAAAGCCCCCGGCACGUGCCGACACGACGCUCUGUGGAAGGACAUGCCUUCGGCAUUGCUGCUCUCCGGAGCUUGGGUGCCUCGUGCCUGCUUGGGGCCCAACUCUGCCUUCUCCUGCCCUACUUGAGCAUCCCUUCAAGACUUGUUGCCCCCUGAUGACAGAGACCCGCACUAAGCGCCUGCUCCUGCGGCACGGCUGAUGCUCACUCUCGCUCUGCCGGCUGCCAGGAGAUGUGGGGCUGCCCUUGGCCGGGGCCCUGCUCUUCUCCCAACUGCCUCC